UCUCAUGCUGUCAAUUCGCUCGCUUUGCUAGUGUUGGUAAAUUUCGCCAGAGGCAGCUAGCAAACAAAAUUAGAAUUAAACGUGUACAUUUACUUUUAAAACAUGGUACAAAAGAUAUUAAUGAUCUGUUUGGGCAACAUUUGCAGGUCGCCCAUAGCUGAAACUGUCAUGACUGAUGUUUUGGUCAAGUUAAAUCUGCAAUCUGUUGUGGUGGACAGCGCCGCCAUUGGUCCCUGGCAUGUUGGAAAACGUGCAGAUCCGCGAGCAUUGAGCACACUGAAGAAUCACGACCUGAAAAACACCCACAUUGUCCGCCAGAUAACGAAGCAGGAUUUCAAUGAGUUCGACUACAUUUUUGGCAUGGAUGAGGAAAAUAUGAGCGAAUUGCGCCGUCUAGCGCCAAAUGGCUCUAAAGCGGAGCUGCUGCUGCUUGGCGAUUUUGGCCUGAGCAAAGAGAAUCGCAUCAUUGAGGAUCCCUACUAUGAACGUGGCGAUGAGGGUUUUGAGGUGGCUUAUCAACAAUGUGUUGUUGCCUGUAAAGCGUUUGCAGAGCAGCGAUUGCAAAAAUAAUUAUAGUAGGUAAAUUGUUGUUGUUGUAUGUUGUUGAACAAUUAAUAAACCAGUUUUGAAAUGUGAA
Drosophila grimshawi is the source of this 637-nucleotide messenger RNA. Its product is annotated as low molecular weight phosphotyrosine protein phosphatase 1. The coding region runs from base 103 to 570 and encodes 155 amino acids. The transcript is spliced from 3 exons. Lineage: Eukaryota; Metazoa; Arthropoda; Insecta; Diptera; Drosophilidae. Gene Ontology annotation, biological process: protein dephosphorylation. Gene Ontology annotation, cellular component: cytoplasm. The record is from RefSeq and is a predicted model, not a curated record. Gene Ontology annotation, molecular function: acid phosphatase activity; non-membrane spanning protein tyrosine phosphatase activity.